This is a messenger RNA of Gigantopelta aegis, 1728 nucleotides long. RefSeq names its product meiosis expressed gene 1 protein homolog. Bases 91 to 375 code for a protein of 94 amino acids. The record is from RefSeq and is a predicted model, not a curated record. Gene Ontology annotation, cellular component: nucleus. The transcript has 3 exons. NCBI's taxonomy places the organism in Eukaryota, Metazoa, Mollusca, Gastropoda, Neomphalida, Peltospiridae.
UUUCCCUUGAAAUGUUAACCAAUCACAUGUCUUAAAAUUAUUGUAUCCAGCAACAAGGAAAACAAACUGCCAAGAAGAAAAACAGUCAUCAUGAGUCAGCUUGCAGUAUCAUCGCGCCAGAUUGGGAAGCCCAAGUCCAUGACUCGACCGACCACCUGGAGUGAACAGGUGGAGGAGGCAUACCGGUUUCAACUGGCUGGCUACAGAGACGAAAUAGAAUACAGAUCAGUACAGAAGACAGACCAGAUUGACCGCUGGCCACACAAUGGAUUCGUGAAGAAGCUCAUUCGACGGGAUGGCUGUUUCUAUUACUUCAACAAGACGAGGGAGUGUCCUGAUAAAGACAUCAUCCAGACGAAACUCUAUGCAUACUGAUGCUGACAAUGUAUUCAUGCCCCGUGGCCCAAUGUGUUCUGCUGGUCAGAUGUACGUGCUUUAGUUGGAUCUCAUUUUUCUUUCAUCAUUUAAUGCCAUGUGAUUCCAUCCAUUGCAAUACCAUUCGGUUAUUUCAUUCCAGUGUUUAUAGCAAUUCUGUGAUUGGUUCUAGACAAUUAAUUUUGCUUGUGCUACUCCAAUAGCAUUUUACUAUUCUUUUUAAUGCAUAUAUACAUUGCAUGUAUACAUAUAUGUUGAAAAUGUCAGUGCUUUUGGUUUUGAAAAUUGAUGAUGAGCAAUAAAUUGCUCUUCUACAAUUAUGUCGGAGAGUAAUUGCUCUUAGUGUCAAAUUCACAUCAAUUGUGAGUAAAAUAAAAUAGCAAUGUUGAUGUGUGAUGAGGCGAGCAGUUUUUAGGCCAUGUGGAAAUGGUUUUCAAUGAGCAAACCUGAGCCAGAUGCUCACAUCAAACGACAAGGACUGAGGUGUUAUUUGUUUGAUCCAGAAAUACAGAAAUUUAUCUAUUCCAGAAAUUCAAUUAUCUAGAUAAAUUAAAGGACUGAAGUGUUAUUUCUCUAAUCCAAAAAUACAGAUAUUUAUCUAUUCCAGAAAUUCAAUUAUCUAGAUAUAUAUGCAUGACUACUCUAGAAAUAUAUUUUUAAAAAAUUCACAGUUGAGUUAUAAUUAUAAAACUUUCAAAAAAAUAUUAUUAUAAUCUGGUUAUAUGUCUGCAUUAGCACAUUUGGUAAUUGGACUUUUACAUAGAUCAAAAAUUAGUAUUAAUAAUUGUGAUCAUAUUAUUUAUAUAUUUAGAACAGUGUCAGAAAUAUUAUUUUGUCAAAUGGAUGGAAGGCAGUAUUUGCUGUUAUCUAUGACUCGUAGAAUGAAAUGCAUUACUUGCCACAAAACAUCUUUGAAAGCAAUUUUGACUGGGUUUUUUUUUUUUUUUUUUUUACAUAGUUAAUUUUUCUUUAGAAUUAUUCAGUACAAAUGUAUUUGGUCUGCAAACAGAAACAUGUAAUGCACCAAUGAUUUUAACUUUUAAAAAAAUCAUGAUGAGAUACAUUGCAUAUAUUUAUCUACUAGUAUUCCAUCAUAAUUUUUAAAAACAUUAUUAAUUUCUUUUAUUUCUUUUUAUUUCUUUUUUAUAUUGUUUAUCUUUGUGACUGGUUUGAAUGCUGUUCAUUUCUCUUACGGAAAUAAAGUCAUGUACAUAUAAUAGCUCUUGCAGAACAACAAAUGGUCUAUUUGAGUAGUGCAAUUUAUGUUUGAAAGAAAAACUAAAUCAAAAGAAUUCCAAGAGUUGUGUUAGAACAUGUUACAAGCAAUAUUAAAUAAAUGGUUUUAGCUGUAAA